CUGGGCGUGGCUACCGCAUGUUUGAAUAGUUUGUUGUGGAAAGCCACAAAACCAUCCCCUUACUUUGACGACUGAAUGAAAGCUGAGAAAACACAGGAGGUUACGCCAUCUGCACUAACUUUCGACAAACGUCACAAAGGCGGACGCCAUUUCGUAUUUUUUGGGUGAAUUGGGGAUAGGGUACGUGAAAAGUGAGCGGCAAAAGUAUCCUUUUCAUCGACUUCCGGGGUCUCGGUGGCAAGCAGUAGAGUUUUGAAUCUUCAAGUUCUCCUGGAAAACACCUUUAAAUGGCGUCGUCUUACCGAAAAUCAACUCCGGUUGCCGGUCAGAAGAAGAAACCCGCUUCUAAGAUUGAGCUCAGUGAAGAACAGAAGCAGGAAAUUAAAGAAGCUUUCGACCUUUUUGACGCUGACGGCACAGGCAAGAUUGACGUCAAAGAGCUAAAGGUUGCCAUGAGAGCUCUUGGCUUUGAACCCAAGAAGGAGGAAAUCAAGAAGAUGAUCGCAGACAUUGACAAGGAAGGUUCCGGAACAAUCGACUUCAGCGACUUUCUCAGCAUGAUGACUCUGAAAAUGACUGAAAAGGACUCCAAAGAAGAAAUCCUGAAGGCGUUCCGGCUGUUCGACGACGACUGCACGGGGAAGAUCUCCUUCAAGAACCUGAAGAGAGUCGCCAAGGAGCUGGGGGAGAACCUCACAGAUGAAGAGCUGCAGGAGAUGAUUGACGAGGCGGACCGAGACGGAGACGGCGAGGUCAACGAGCAGGAGUUUCUGCGGAUCAUGAAGAAAACCAACCUUUACUGAACUCAACAACGUCAUUUUAGUGUCUCAUUUUAUAAAUUUUUUCUUUUGUAAAUACAAACAUCUGUGACAUGUUUUUUGUCGAGGAAAAUAAAGUUUUGGAACUUCA
Nerophis ophidion (straightnose pipefish) is the source of this 909-nucleotide messenger RNA. It is a transcript of the gene cetn4, whose product is annotated as centrin 4. Gene Ontology annotation, cellular component: centrosome; centriole. The record is from RefSeq and is a predicted model, not a curated record. The coding region runs from base 288 to 803 and encodes 171 amino acids. Gene Ontology annotation, biological process: centriole replication; nucleotide-excision repair; mitotic cell cycle. Gene Ontology annotation, molecular function: calcium ion binding. The transcript has 5 exons. Lineage: Eukaryota; Metazoa; Chordata; Actinopteri; Syngnathiformes; Syngnathidae.